Molecule: messenger RNA, 466 nt
Organism: Geodia barretti
Lineage: Eukaryota; Metazoa; Porifera; Demospongiae; Tetractinellida; Geodiidae
Source: the annotation of a GenBank genome assembly
AACCUUUUGCCAAACGCAACCAAACUGAAGCUCUGAGUCGAAGAUGAUGUUGAAUAGGAAUGCAAUACUGGUGAUCGUGGGAGCCGCUGUCCUGGGAGAGUGUGCUGUCUCUGAUGUCCCUGUCGGAAGCCGUAGUUUGGACUGGGAAUUGCAGAGCAUACUGGAGCCAAGAACCGGAACACGUGUGAACGAAGCAAUGGGACUGAUUGUAUGUUCACCGCGAACCUCUCGACACGAACCUCAACAAUAGCGAACCAACAAGUACAGUAGCUCCAGAUUUGAGCAGAGAGUUAGACUGGACUUACUACCUAGCAGGCAGCACUGGUGCCUCAGUCAUCUGGGCCUUUGUGACACUGUUUGCCAUGCUACUGGUAGUGGAGUCUGUCAGAGAUAAGCAGAAAGCAGUUCUCGAAGAAAUCAAGAACAAGAAACCAGAGGAGUUCCGACUAACAGAGAUGGGGUGGAG